Molecule: messenger RNA, 2893 nt
Organism: Prosopis cineraria
Lineage: Eukaryota; Viridiplantae; Streptophyta; Magnoliopsida; Fabales; Fabaceae
Product: probable trehalose-phosphate phosphatase C
Exons: 11
Coding region: 1546-2568 (340 amino acids)
Biological process (GO): trehalose biosynthetic process
Molecular function (GO): trehalose-phosphatase activity
Source: RefSeq, a predicted model, not a curated record
UUCUCUUCUUCUUCUAUAUUUUUCUUGUUUUUGUUAUUUAAUUCGUUGAAUCUGUCGGCGUGAUUUAUGUUAUUCUGCAAUUUCAUUUCUUACGGUUUUUUUUUUUUGUUGGGGACUAUUUCUCAGCUCUUACUUACUUCACAUCUCCUCGCAUUCUUUAUUCAUUUUGAUGCCCUUUCUGUCACGUCUCUCAUUAUUGACACUAACCGUCGCCUUUCUUUAUUUCCCUAUCCUUCAAUUUAUAUCAGGCUAUCUAUCACCCCUUAUUUUAUUCCAUUUUCGUUUUGAUAUUGGCCCGAAAUUAUUAGAUUCUGGCACGGCCAUCCACAAAAGCGGUUGUAAUUCGUUUUUCUGUUGCCCUUUUUCUCUCCCUUCCCUAAACAACCAGCACUCCCACAACGUUUCCCAACGCGCUACUUCUGGGCGCGUGUUUCCCUUCCCCACAACCCUCCUCCGAGGUUAGCUUCGCGCGCUCUUAUGGGCCCAGUCACCCCUCGUGUGCCUGUCCUCCUCCGGUUCUGCAGGUUUUUCCUUUUUCCUUUGGCGUCAAUUGCUGUGCAGAUUUUGCAGGUGUCGAGCUUGCGCACCGUACGCGUGUCCAGGAUGGGCCAUGUUUGACUGGGCCUUGCCGGUCCGCUUUCCGACAUUGUCCAGAGGCGUUGGUUUCCGAGAUCUGGACCCCUCCGCGACCGCUGUGGGCACCGGGCGUACAGGAUGUUGCCACGUGUUAGAAGAUCUGCCAAUGUGCCUGCAUAGGCCCUAGCUAACGACGCCGGUAGCCCUGGGUAAAAGGACAUUGACAUUUACCUACGAAACGGUUAGGAGGUGGUCGUAGUACUUCUGAAUUCUGAUAGUAGCAUGUUCCCUCAGCCACUUGCUUCGUUGCAGCCUCUGUUGCAUGCACUUUGCUUACCAGUGUCGAAUCCCUCACGAUACAUAUCUCUUGUUAAUUUUGGCCCCCCUCAUUGAUUGCUGGAUUGCGAAGUCUUUUUUUUUUUCCCCCUCAAAAUUGAUUCUGGAGAAGUGUGCAGCAUCUGGAGCCUGAAUAGAGAGGUGAAAAUACCGCCGAGCGGUUUGAUGGUUGCCUGGCUAGCUAAGAAUCUCUAUCUAUUCUUUCUUUCUUUUUUUGGCGGUGACUAAGAACUCCAUUCUAUAUCUUCUUACUAUAACACUACCAGGAUUCAUUAUAUAUAUUAUUACCUGUGAGUCUGUUUUCUCUCAAUCUUGUGUUCACUGGAUCAUCGACCGAGGAUCUGAGAGACCGUACCGGGGCCAAUAGUUUAUUGUUUGAACAGAGUAUUGACCUUGAUCAGUUAAUAUGUACCCACUGUCGUUUCAACCCUAGGCGGCUGUCCUUGUACGUAAACUUCCCAUAUCAGUCCAUUGUUCGUCCGUUCAAUACUUGUUGAUUGUGAUUAUAAUAUCUAGGUGAUGACCGGGGAGGCUUGACAUACAAGAAAAUCUUUCAGAUCCGCUCGGUGUCUUCAAGUAAUCAGCGUCGGAAAGAAUUGAAAAGAACUGGUACUGGAGAAUUACAGUGUCAAUAUGAAAUACAUGUUCCUUCUCAUUGUCACGUUCAAGAUUAUCAAGAAGAAGUUAAGCAAGCUGCAAGGGGCAAUGGGAUUCCAAACACCCAAUUCAAGCAAACCCAAACUGCAGCCGGUUACCAAACCCAUUUUGUCCUACGAUUCAUGGAUGGCGAGACAUCCUUCAGCGUUGCGUUCAUUUGAUAGACUGAUGAAAGCGGCAAGUGGGAAGGACAUGGUUGUGUUUUUAGACUACGAUGGCACCUUAUCACCUAUUGUGAAUGACCCUGAUUGUGCUUUUAUGUCUGAGGAGAUGCGUGCAGCAGUGUGCGAAGUUGCUAAAAAUUUCCCGACAGCAAUAAUUAGUGGAAGAAGCAGAGACAAGGUUAAAGGAUUUGUGAAGUUAAAUAAUGUGUAUUAUGCUGGAAGUCAUGGGAUGGAUAUUAUGGCACCAUCAAUGCCAGCUAGAUCCUCUGAUGGCGACCACUAUAACAUGGCCCUCGACACCACGAAAGAUAAUGGAGUUCCCUUUCAACCUGCAAAGAAAUUUUUGCCUGCAAUUAGAGAGAUAUUGAAAGUAUUAGAGAAUGAAAUAAAAGGCAUACAAGGUGCAAGGAUAGAGGACAAUGGAUUCUGCAUUUCUGUACACUUCCGGCAAGUGCAAGAAAAGGACUACCUUGAAUUAGAAGAGAAGGUGAAGUCUGUGCUCAAAAGACAUCAAGACUUUAGCUUAUCUGAGGGCAAAAAGGUUCUGGAAAUAAGGCCAUCCAUAGAAUGGAACAAAGGUCACGCCCUGGAAUAUUUUCUUGACACGCUAGGGUUAAGCAGUUCCAGCAAUAUCCUUCCAGUCUACAUUGGUGAUGAUCGAACCGAUGAAGAUGCUUUUAAGGUGAUACAGGAGAGAGGACAAGGUUAUCCAAUUAUAGUAUCUUCAAUUCCAAAGGACACACGAGCUCUGUACUCUCUGAGAGAUCCGUCAGAAGUGCUAAUUUUUCUGUCACGUCUGGCGAAAUGGAGGAAAACCAUUAUUGGCUCAAAUUAGCAGCAUGCCUCUGAAUUUUGGUUAAGGGGUAAAUUAAGUCAUGAAAUUGCGAUUUUUUUUUGGGGGCAGUGACUAACUUCUUUCCCACUGUAGAUUUUGAAAAAAGUGGGAUAGUUGUUAAUCUAUAUCUAGCAGCAGCUGGCUCAGAGUUGUAACUUGUAAGCUAAGUUUUUGUAUAUUUACUACAGCUUGUAAAUACGGUUCAAGAAAGAGAGUGUUGCUGCUCUUGCUGCUCCCUAGCUUUUAUCUCUCAGAAGCAGCGCAUUGAAAGACGCCUGUAAUUUGGACAUGCAAGUUUGCUUAAUUAUUAUUACUGGUGUUGAGU